GGCUGAAGCCGCGCGGGGGAAAUGGCCGCAGCCGCCGCUCCCUCCCUCAGCGCCAUCGCCAACGACAGCCAGAGCCAGCCGGCGACCGCCAAGAGCUGCCGCUCGGAAGCCAAGUGCGGCGGCCGCUCCCAGGCCGGCAGACAGCAGCAGCUGCAGCAGCUCCGGCGGCGAGAGGAGGAGGAGAGCGAGCCCGAGGCCGGCAGCGGCCCGCAAGCCUCAGCCAUCCCCCCGAGCGGACACAGCAGCGGCAGCCGGGCCCCGGCGGGACAGGGCUCCGGAGCGGCCCGCAGCCUCCAGCCACAACAGCAGGCGGCCAGGAGCGGGCUGAGGGGCGGCCAGCAGCAGCGGGGCCGGGAGGAGGCGGCGGCGGCUCCGGCCGCAGGCAACAGGAGGCAGAGUUUGGAGAACUCGUCAGACGGGGAACCGCUGAGCCGCAUGGACUCGGAGGACAGUAUCAGCAGCACCUUAAUGGAUAUGGACAGUACCAUCUCCAGUGGACGCUCUACACCUGCGCUGAUAAAUGGUCACGGAAGUACUACUUCUUCAGGAAAGAAUAUCACUUACAACUGCUGCUGGGACCAAUGUCAUACCAGUUUCAGCUCCAGUCCAGAUUUGGCAGAUCACAUCCGUUCAAUACAUGUGGAUGGGCAACGUGGAGGGGUGUUUGUCUGUCUGUGGAAAGGGUGCAAAGUAUACAACACACCAUCUACUAGUCAAAGCUGGCUGCAGAGGCACAUGCUUACACACAGUGGAGACAAACCCUUUAAGUGUGUUGUUGGUGGGUGUACUGCUAGCUUUGCAUCGCAAGGUGGCCUUGCUCGUCAUGUACCUACACACUUCAGCCAACAGAACUCUGCAAAAGUCACUAGUCAGCCGAAGGUUAAGGAGGAGUCACCUUCUAAAGCAGUUAUGAACAAGCGAAGGAGGCUAAAGAAUAAACGACGACGCUCACUACCAAGACCACAUGAUUUUUUUGAUGCGCAAACAAUGGAUGCCAUAAGACAUCGUGCCAUCUGCUUUAACCUGUCGACCCACAUUGAAAGUCAUGGAAAUGGGCAUAGUGUUGUGUUCCAUAGCACAGUAAUAGCACGAAGGAGGGAAGAUUCUGGGAAGGUGAAAGUGCUGCUUCACUGGACACCAGAAGACAUUCUGCCUGAUGUGUGGGUGAAUGAAAACGACAGAUCCCAACUGAGGACGAAAGCAGUUCAUUUGUCUAAACUACCACAAGACGCUGCUUUGCUCCUUGACCCAAACAUAUACCGGCCGACUGGCUCCUUACAACAUUAUGAACAUGGCUCCAUGGUUGACACAUGACAACUAAACUUCACUUAAGUCUAGAAGAAUCAGCACAGGACAAUGCCACAGAAAAGGCUGAAAAGGAGGUAAGGUCCAAUCCGGGAACCAGAAUGGUGUCAAAUUUAGCCACCAUGACUGGAAUAGAAUAUUGCACAUUAGAAUCACUUUUUUUCUCCCAGUCCUAGCUGAUUAUUUGUACUAAAAGCAGACUUUGGGAGAAUGGAUCUGAAGCUUCAGUUGGAUUCACACUCCACCUCUUCGAGAUGAGACGGUACAAUGGGAAAAGCUCUACAGGGAAUGUUCGGCAUCUAACAUGGGGGAAAGUGCAAUGAGAAACUUCCUCCUUGGGACUUGUUUGCUUGCUGCUUCAGGCUGUGCCCCUUCCUAAUCUAAAUCAAGAUUUCAAAUUUCACAAAUGUUUUAAAAAGAAACAAAAAAAAAAAUCUAAACUGUCUAACUCCUGAUUGGAGUGCAGACAUUUUUUAUUAUUUUCUCCUGGUUGCUACAUAUGGCAUAACAACCUCAGUUUAACUAGAUACAUUGUAAUGGUUUUUCUUUAAUCUGUAUCUUUUCUUUCCAAAUAUCUUUACAGUAAAAAUUCACGAAUUAAGUUUUGUGAACUUUAAACAUGACUUCAGUGUUUAAUAUAAAACUGAUCCAAAAUGUUGAAAAUUAAUUAAUUUCUGCUGCCACUGUAGGAUGUUGAUCUUUUGGGGGAAUAAAAGCUGGAAAGUUUUAUUUCGAUGCACCAAAGCUUGCUGCAUAGAAGACCUUAGAGACGAGAUUAACCAAGUGAUCGCAUUGUUGAUAAUCUUCAUGCUCGCGUGUAUAUCACGUGAAAGAGAGCCUGUAUUUUUACUUGUACGAAGAUGGGGAAAA
Messenger RNA from Carcharodon carcharias (great white shark), 2175 nucleotides. RefSeq names its product AE binding protein 2 (gene aebp2). NCBI's taxonomy places the organism in Eukaryota, Metazoa, Chordata, Chondrichthyes, Lamniformes, Lamnidae. Gene Ontology annotation, cellular component: ESC/E(Z) complex. The record is from RefSeq and is a predicted model, not a curated record. Gene Ontology annotation, biological process: regulation of transcription by RNA polymerase II. The coding region runs from base 22 to 1314 and encodes 430 amino acids. The transcript has 9 exons.